AUGUCACCCGCUCAGCACGCAGAGGUCGCGGACCGUCCUUGGUUCGAGACGUACGGCCGCGACGAGCCAUCCAGCUGGCCGACCAAGCCAGAGCAAGUCGCAACGGCAAGGGAGCUUGUCCGCCUAUGCCAAUGCCAAAUAUGCUCGCUGCUGCUCAAAGACGCCGUCACACUGCCUUGCGGACGCAGCCUGUGUCGACGAUGCCUACCACCGACCCACGAACGAGCCAACAUAUCAUACCCAGCCGGACCUGAGCGACUGCUAGGCGUACAAUGUCCGUUCCCCGACUGCGGGAAGGAUCAUGCGGUGGGCGACUGCGGAGGCGAUGUCAUUCUCAACAAGGCUUUGCACCACCUCGAAGACAACCUCGUCAAAUGGAGGAAAAAGAAGGCCCAUUCGUCUACGACAACCGUGAUCGCAGUAGACGAGCAGGAAGAUGGCAGUGCUGACGAGCUGGGGGAGAAGCGCGCCGAGCUAGUACAUCGACGCUUGCCGGGCGGCCGGCUGACAACGACGUGGGCCUUGAUGGAGCAGGGACAGUUGCGCUACGACGCCGAAGUCGCCUACGAUACCGAGUCCAGUUCCACAAACGACGAGUACGCCGAUUUCGAGGUCACUUCACUCCACGCGACUCAAGAGGAGGCCCGCAGCGAGAUGGACUGUCACGUUUGCUUUGCCUUGUUCUGGGAACCAUUGACAACAGCCUGCGGACACACGUUUUGCAGGUCAUGCCUGCAACGAACUCUUGACCAUUCGCAGUAUUGCCCGAUCUGUCGACGGCAGUUGGCCAUCAACCCACUGCUCAACCAAGUUGUGUGCCCCUCGAAUAGUCGCCUGUCGGCUUUCAUCAACAUCUUUUGGAAGGACGAGCUCAAGACACGCGGAGAAAUGUACAGAUCAGAACAGCUGGGCCAGCACGGCGACUUUGACAUUCCUCUCUUCGUCUGCACCCUGGCGUUCCCAAGGAUGCCCACGUUCCUGCACAUCUUCGAGCCUCGGUACAGGCUCAUGAUUCGGAGAGCAUUGGAAGGCGAUAAAACGUUUGGCAUGGUACUGCCCCGAAGGGCUCGGGACUCGUCUGAACCGUAUUUCCACGAAUUGGGGACACUCUUGCGCAUCACCAAUGCACACUUCUAUCCAGACGGCCGCAGUUUGAUCGAGACUAUCGGCAUCUCGCGCUUCAGGGUGACUCGCCACGGUAUGACGGAUGGGUAUGCUGUCGGUAACAUUGAGCGCAUCGACGACAUCAGCCUGGAAGAAGAGGAAGCGUCGGAGGCACAAGAGAUCUCUCCAGCAUCGUCCGAGCGCGGGUCGACCGGUUCGCCAACAUCGAUCGACCGCAAGAGCCGCAUUUCAGAUACGCCGCGAGCCCCAGAUUUGGAUGGCAUGUCCACAGCCGCGCUUAUGGAAUUCGCGCUCGCGUUUGUGGCCAGGAUGAGGGCGCAGAGUGUCCCGUGGCUGACCGCCAGAAUGACCUCGAUAUACGGGGAGUGUCCGGGCGACCCGGGCUUGUUUCCUUGGUGGUUGGCCAGCAUUCUUCCAGUACGCGACAUUGAGAAGUAUCGGCUGCUGGGCACCUCGAGCGUCAGGGACCGACUGAAGAUCUGUUGCUCCUGGAUUGUUGAGUGGGAGACAAGUGCAUGGUAA
Messenger RNA from Emericellopsis cladophorae, 1647 nucleotides. RefSeq lists its product as uncharacterized. The coding region runs from base 1 to 1647 and encodes 548 amino acids. The transcript has a single exon. Lineage: Eukaryota; Fungi; Ascomycota; Sordariomycetes; Hypocreales; Bionectriaceae. The record is from RefSeq and is a predicted model, not a curated record.